Malania oleifera is the source of this 1751-nucleotide messenger RNA. Its product is annotated as E3 ubiquitin-protein ligase RFI2. Bases 253 to 1470 code for a protein of 405 amino acids. Gene Ontology annotation, molecular function: ubiquitin-protein transferase activity. NCBI's taxonomy places the organism in Eukaryota, Viridiplantae, Streptophyta, Magnoliopsida, Santalales, Ximeniaceae. The record is from RefSeq and is a predicted model, not a curated record. The transcript is spliced from 6 exons.
AAAAGGGUAGAGAGAGAGAUGAGAAGUCAAAGAAGCUGAACCAAUUAAAUUUAGGUGGGGCCCCCAAGCAGCGUCCCCUCUCAUGUUAUUUAGUGUUCGGAUUUCGGACAAUUCCACGAAAGCUCCGGUCGCCGGUCGGAGGGCAAGCCAGAGAGAACCAGAGAGAGAGUGGAUUAUCGGAGAGCUGGUUGGGGUGGGUAUGAUCCUGUGUUGCCGGUGGUGUAGCAGAGGCUGAAAUCAGAGGGAUUUGUGAUGGUGGGGUCCGGAGACGAUGAUGGUGCCAUGGACGAUGCGAGCGUCGACGCGCCUGUUUCUUCCGUCACCUGCUCGAUUUGCCUUGAUUUGGUGUUCGAUAAUGGCGAAAGAUCCUGGGCUAAGCUCCGAUGUGGCCAUCAAUUCCAUCUCGAUUGCAUUGGUUCAGCAUUCAAUAUGAAGGGAGAGAUGCAAUGUCCUAAUUGCAGGAUGGUUGAGAAAGGACAGUGGUUAUAUGCGAAUGGUUCUACUCGUACAUUUCCCGAAUUUAGCCUGGAGGACUGGAUUCCGGAUGAAGAUUCUCAUGAUUUAAGUUAUUCAGAAAUGCCAUUUAGAGUUCAGUGGUGCCCAUUCAGUGGAUUCACAAGAGUUCAUUCAGUUUUUGAGGAAGUGGAAUCUCCAUCAACAACAUACCGUGACCUUCAGGGACAACAUCCCAUAUUUACUGAACAUGCAGCUGCUUCAUCUGUGGCUCAUUCUUAUGUUGCAUAUUUUGGACCUAUUAAUGCCAGCGAAAAUUUUGAUGAUUCCAACUUCGGUCAUCACCGGAAUGGCCCGCCUGUGCACAGUGAAAUCUUUGCUCCCCAUGCCUUUCGUGCCAUUGAUAUCCAAUAUCAAACAUGGGGUCAUCAUUCUCCUCCCCUCUCACCAACCAGCAAUCAUAUGAACGGUACAGAUGGGGCUUCAGUUCUACAUGGGAGCCUAAGGGCUGAAUCAGAUGCUAUGCCAAGACCAGGAGCUUUUGUUCAUCCAUUUCACUUUGGUCAUGGUAGGUCUGGUCCUAGAGCUGGAAGCCCUUUUGUCUCCUCAAUUCCAACACAUCAUGCUAGCGGCUCUUUGACCCACGAAAGGAUCCAGGUUCCUCAUGCCUUCCAUCAUCAGCAGCAAUCUGGCAACCCUCCUGUGAUGCACCCCCCCAUGGUUCCUGGUGUCAGGAGAUUCAAUGGCCCAAGGGGCUUGCCUCCCAUAAUGCCUGCACCCUUACAAUCUGAACACAAUGUUGGCUUCUACGUAUAUCCUCCUUCUGGUUCAUCAGGCAGGAACCUGCAUGAAGCUGAAACUCCACUGCCGAAUCAUCUUCAUGCUUGGGAGCGAGAUCAUUUGCCCCAUUUUCCAGUCACCUCACUCGACAGAGAUUCAGGUUGGAUGCCAUUUCAUCAGGCUACUGAUGGUUCUGAUUCCAGCAGCAGGUCUAGCAGCUUUCGCCAUAGGCGUUGAUGUUCAGGGGGUUCCCAUUAAAAGGUCGGUUGCAGAUUAUAAGCCAAGUCAUCUUGCUCGGGAAAUUUCGUAUGAUUCCUCUGCACUGACUUUCUGUGAACAAAUUGAACAUGGGAAUUGAAAAAAUUUUCCAUUCUGUAAAUUUUGACAAACCAUCCUAUUUGGCUCCUGGAGGUGAGAACAAUCUUGCACUAGUCGUGCAGCUGUGCAUUAACGUUGGUUUCUCCUGAAAUAUUUUUGUUGGUAGGUGGUAUAAAACGGUAUUAUGAUCUUAGCUUGAA